This is a messenger RNA of Girardinichthys multiradiatus, 2548 nucleotides long. RefSeq lists its product as uncharacterized. The transcript is spliced from 15 exons. The coding region runs from base 406 to 2448 and encodes 680 amino acids. The record is from RefSeq and is a predicted model, not a curated record. Lineage: Eukaryota; Metazoa; Chordata; Actinopteri; Cyprinodontiformes; Goodeidae.
CCUAAGUAUUUAAUGUAUUAUAGAGAUAACUAUUGAAUGACAUAAAUCUCACAUCUGAAUUUCCCCACUAGGGGGCAAUAACGGGUAUUUCUAUUCUAUUCUUCUAUUUUACCACUCUGUUGAUGUUGUGACCUUUUGGUAAAAUAGAAAUAACCCCACCCUCUAUGCUGUCCCCUUCCCACACAAAUCUUACAACACAUUAAAUAAUACUGACCAUUGAAAAAAAAAAAAAAUAAAGCUAAAAGGUCCCAAAUGAAUUAAAAUUAAAUUAAUAAGUCGCUAUUUCCAACCAAUGGCGAUAGAAGAGGAUUCCUGAGCGGCGCGUGCGAAUACUAGAUUCCUCGCUUCGUGCACUUUAGCAUUGCUUUAACCGUUAGCUAAAUAUAUUUCUGUUUAAUACUUUUAAUGUUAGUUGUUAGUAGAGUUACUGUAUCGAAAAUCCUUUACUUACACCCAUUACAAAUGAACUGGGUCGGGGGUUCCAGGAACAGGCUAGUGAUGAGGAAUGAUUCAAAAAAGCAAAAGGAGUUUUUUGCAAAGAGAAAACUGCAGCAGAAACUGAAGAACAUGGGCGUAGUUCCGUCCGCAUCCUCAGCUGGGGACCUCUGCUCCGGGAGCACAGAUCUUCUGACCUUGUUUGUUGUCAACCAGAUCGCUUCCAAAAAAACAAAUCAAGAACCUCCAAAAGUAGCAGUUUUUGGCAGGUCUAAAGGAUCCAAGCAUCGGAGAAAUGAGCCCAUAGUGCUCCCAAUGAGCCCGUGUUCCCCAUCACAUCUCAGCCUCGCCGAGAGCCCGGCUCAGUCCAGUGUUCGAGACAUCAGAAAGCGAAAUAGUCCACAGAGGAUCAAGUACGGACAGUUAUCACCAGUACUGGAGUCAGGGUUUUCAGACAACAGUGCAUCUGACUACCUGCCACCCAUAAAUGACCCAGCCACUUCCAUCUCCUCGUCCACAUCAUCCGCUUCAGGCCAAGGAUUAUUCCCACUGCAGAUAAUGCAGAAACAAAGCCUGACUCAGUCACAGCCUCUUCCUCACUUUUCUCCUGUACUCUGGGACACAUCAGUGCUGCAGCAAGCUGAGUUUCAGCCCUUCUCCCAGCCCAGAGGUAUGACAGAUCCCGUCUCCUGGUCUGUCAGAUCUAACCCACAACCCUUCCAGCUACAGACCCCCACAACAUCCCAGCUCCUAUUUGGAAGUCCAAAACCAGAUGAAACUGAAGCAAGAGGUCAUAAAGGACAUUUAGGUCCCUUUAUUCUGAGUCAACUGGAGCCCAAACAGCCCAUGCUGGAAGUUCCAAUCAGCCUGUCUGAACCCAUACAUCUGUUUGAAGAAGAAGUCGUCAAGACGUUUAAUGAUAAUAAGCAUGGAACAGAAAGUGCUCCCUUUGGGAAUGCAUGCUCAAAUGUAUACCUCAGAGAUGAACCAUCUUUGAGGCCUUCAUGCCCUCAAACCGUUCCCAGCUCUCAGGCUGUUGUGAUGAAGCUCUCCAACUGCUCUGACACAGACUCCUCAUGUCUCAGACAAAAUGCUGGGCUUUUGAAAAGCUUUGAAUAUUCGCCAAGUUGCUCAUGCAGAGCAGGUUACUUCAGUUCAGACUCCGGUGAUGACGAACCUUGCUGUGAGUCAUGUCACCAAGACUCUGCUUUUUAUUUGGAUGAAAGCUGGUGUUCUGAUAAUCUGAGGUCAGCCUCACAGAGAAUUACAGUCCUCUCCCAGCCGAGGCCUCUCACCCCAGUAAUGACAUUCAAAAUGAAUGCUGGAGACAACCAAAACAUUACGGUGAGUGAGGCCAGCACAGAUAAAGCCUCUGGAAGCCAGCAGACAGGGAGCUUCAUGGCUCUGUCAUCAUCUCCUCGCCCUUUGGGUGAAACUCAUAACUCAGAAAUGUGUAGAUGUAAGAAAACGCUCACUGAGAGUCAAGAUGCAGGGACUCAGACAGUAUACACCGGCGCAGCUGACACUUGUGAUGCUUCGACUCAGUGCAGCUUUGUCGCAAACGAGACCAGAGCCUCGGGCUUCACUUUGUGUCGACCAGCUGUUGACACGUCACAACAGUUUCCAGCAAAUGAGACGGAGACUGAUUUGGAGCCACAGACACCCAGUGCUCCAUCAAAAAGCUCAGCAAGUAAAGACGGAGUUUCUUCUUGGAGUUGGAUGAAAUCAUCUGAUACAGGAAGCAGGAAUUUCCACAAUGUUAUUGCAGAUAAGGUUCUACAAGGACCCAUCAACCCUCUACUUGGUGUUUGGAGCUCAAAAGGAGAGGAAAAUGGAGAGAGGAGAGAGCAGACAGGGCAAGAUGAGAACAACCCUCUGGUGAAAGAGGUGUCCGUUGAAGGAAGACAGGAGGUCUCUUCUGCCGGUAGAGGUCACACACUCUCAGAGGAGGUGGAGACGCUUCGGGAAAUAGCCGACGUUUUACUUCUGUUGAAGCAGAGGAAGAAUGAUUAGAAGUGAUCGAAGGAUGAAUGUAUUUUAAAAUUUGUUAACCACAUAAAAGAAUCUGUUAGUUGUGUUGUAAUAUAAUGAAACAAAAAGCCUUUAAGCAUUA